Molecule: messenger RNA, 1987 nt
Organism: Sardina pilchardus (European sardine)
Lineage: Eukaryota; Metazoa; Chordata; Actinopteri; Clupeiformes; Clupeidae
Product: UDP-glucuronosyltransferase 2C1-like
Exons: 2
Coding region: 169-1740 (523 amino acids)
Molecular function (GO): UDP-glycosyltransferase activity
Source: RefSeq, a predicted model, not a curated record
GCACAUUCUGUGGGAAUGUUUCUGUGCACACCAGUCCGCAGAGUUUGUCGGUGUGGACAAAAUGACACAUACUGUAGUUCAUCGUAGUUAAAUCGUCUGCUCGGGCGGUAUCUUCAUAGUGCCGGAAAUUCCUUCAGCUGACCUCAGACUUGGACUGGAUUGGUUAAGAUGCAUUACAUUACCUGGACAGCCUUGGUGCUGUUGGUCACUCUGUCCAUGAGUUCUGGGGGUAAAGUUCUGGUGUUCCCGGUAGAUGGCAGCCACUGGGUGAACAUGAAAGUCAUCAUUGAAGAGCUUCACUCUCGAGGUCACAACAUCACCAUAGUGCGACCCUCAGACAGCUGGUACAUUAAAGAGGAGUCUCCCCAUUACAAGGCCAUUACUAUCCCCUCCGCUGGAGGCUUUGAUGAGGAGUUCUUCAGCACCUUUGUGAAGAGACUGCUGGAGAUACGGAGAGAACAAAAGUUCUGGAGUCGUUUGAUGUUCGAGUUAGAAUUAUUUAGCCAGUUCUCAGAAAUGCAUAGGCAAGCUUGCGAGAUGUUGGCAAUGAUGUUUCAAGACGAGGCUCUCAUGAAAUCGCUUGAAGAUGCCAAGUUUGAUGUUGUCCUGACUGAUCCAGCCAUGGGUAGUGGAGUCUUUUUGGCACGACGUCUUGAUCUUCCAUUGGUGUUAAACGUGAGAUGGACAGUCCACGGAGAGGCCCAUUAUGCUAUUGCUCCCUCCCCUCUGUCAUAUGUCCCCUACCCAAGAACGGAACUGACGGACAACAUGACUUUCUACCAGAGACUUCAGAAUGUGCUGGCUUGGACAGUGGGCUCUAUUCAAUGGCCAAUGAUGGUUUAUUUUCACUACACGCCGUUUUGUAAAACUUUUUUUGGCCCCGACGUCGACUACUUCUCCCUGUUUCAGGAUGCUGAUAUCUGGCUCAUGAGGAAUGACUUCACAUUCGAGUUUCCACGCCCAACUAUGCCUAAUGUGAUCUACAUGAGUGGCUUCCAAUGCAAGCCUGCUAAACCACUUCCUGCUGACCUGGAAGAGUUUGUCCAAAGCUCAGGGGAGCAUGGGGUCAUCGUCAUGUCCCUUGGAACUUUGUUUGGGGAGCUUCCGAGUGAUACUACGGAGAACAUUGCUGCAGCUUUUGCUCAGCUUCCGCAAAAAGUCAUCUGGAGAUAUGAGGGUACCAAGCCCUCGACUCUUGGCAACAACACCUUAUUGGUGAGCUGGAUGCCCCAAAAUGACCUGUUGGGACAUCCAAAGACUAAAGUGUUUGUAGCCCAUGGGGGCACCAAUGGUGUCCAAGAGGCAAUCUACCAUGGUGUCCCAAUAGUAGGCCUGCCCCUAAUCCUGGAUCAGCCUGAUAAUAUUUUCAAAAUGGAGGCAAGAGGAACCGCUAAGGUAGUAGACAUUUGCACUCUAGACAGAGCUGUGUUUAAGGAGGCGCUAGAGGAGGUGCUCUAUGAGCCGUCCUACAGGGAGAACAUGCAGAGGCUCUCCAGGAUCCACCAUGACCAGCCCAUGAAGCCUCUGGACCACGCCGUUUUCUGGAUCGAGUUCGUCAUGAGGCACGGAGGAGCUCCUCACCUGCGCACUCAGUCCUUCAGGAUGUCCUGGAUCGCUUAUUAUUCUGUAGACGUCAUGCUGACUCUGCUUGUGGCUGUGUUGCUCGUACUUUUGAUCAUGUUCCUGGCAAUCAAAAAAUGCCUCUCAGUUUUAUUCAAAAAGAAGGUCAAAUCUGAAUAAUACUGUAUGUUCCUUCAGGGCUGCACGAUAAAACAUGUCUACUUCUUUUUCUUUUCUUUUCUUUUUUUUUUUAUUAAGUUUUGCCAUAGGUUAUAUACAGAUACAAAUGUACAAAAACCCACACAGGAAACAUUUCGUACAAUGAUUGAUUGAAGUUAUUAUUUUGAACUUGAGAGCAGAAAAUAAAACAUACAACAUAUAGAGACAGUAAGGCAACACACUACGCUACAGGGAACAGAAUACUGUG